Molecule: messenger RNA, 1686 nt
Organism: Plasmodium malariae
Lineage: Eukaryota; Apicomplexa; Aconoidasida; Haemosporida; Plasmodiidae
Product: U4/U6 snRNA-associated-splicing factor, putative
Exons: 2
Coding region: 1-1686 (561 amino acids)
Cellular component (GO): nucleus; ribonucleoprotein complex; cytoplasm
Molecular function (GO): mRNA binding
Source: RefSeq, a predicted model, not a curated record
AUGAAUCAAAGUUCUGAUAGUAAGAGAAGAAGGAUAGAUAGUGAUAUUAAGAAUGAGGGAGGAAAAAGCACUUACGUAUUUGAUGAUUUUAAUAAAAAUGAACUGGUAGCUUCAUCCAAAGGAAAGGAGGGAAUGAGAGAAGUACCUAGUAAUGCACAUAAUCUUUCCAGAGAAAAGAAUGCAAAUGGAAUAGAGGAAAACAGCGAAUGUGCAGAUAAAAAGAGCAAAGAUAAGGAAGCGUACUAUAGCAACAAUGCUAUUGAUACGAGUGAGCAAAAUAAAGAAGCCCUCAAUAACAGCAUCGGUGCUAAGAGGAAUAAACUAAAUAAACAUAAAAACAAAAAUAAAAACGAAAGAAAGUUAAAUAAUUAUAUAAAAAAUGAAUUAAUAGUUGAGAAGGACGAAGAAGACGAACAGGUUGAUGAAAAGGGCAUUUGCUCGUAUAGUAUUAAUAAAGAUAAAAGUAGACAAUCAAAGCAUUAUUUAAUACAAAAUUUACAAGAUAAGAGUGCACUAUUAAAUGAUCUCACUAUGAUUGAAGAAAAUAAAUUGUAUGUUAAAAAUGUAAAAGAAAAUAUAACAAAAAAAGAUUUAGAAGAAUAUUUUGCAAAUAUUGAUGGAUAUGUAGAAACAAGAAUUGUAUUUAAUAAUUCAGGAGUAUCUAGAAGAUUUGCUUAUAUAGAAUUUGAUAGCAAAGAAAGUGCAAAUAAUUUUAUAAAUAUGUUACAAGAUAGCAAUGUAAAAAAUUAUAAAACUUUUACCAUAAAAAAUGUAAAUCUGUAUACAUCGAUAUCUAAACCACAGAAAACCUUAUAUGAAGAAAAAAAGCUAUUCAUGAAAUUUACAAAAUGCGAUAUUCAAAAUGAGGAAAACUUAAAAGAAAAAAUUUUACACUUUUUUUCGAAUCAUUCUGUUAGAGUAACUGAUAUUAGGCUUCUGGGGGAAGGCGUUGACAAACACGGGUACCUAGAGGUGGAGGAUAACGAGAGUGUUAUAAAAUGUGUAGAGACUAUAAAAGAGUGCAGAGUAGAGGAUACUCACUUUAGCUUACAGUACUGCAUACCAAUAAUUAAGAAAAAGAUAAUAUAUAAUAUAGAAAAAAUAAAAGAACAAAAGGAAAAAAGUAAACAGUUGAAAGAAGAACAGAAAAGAGAAGAAAACAGCUGUACCAUUGUAGUAAAGAAUUUACAUUAUAAUACUAGAAAAAAUAAACUAAAACAUUUUUUUGAACAGAUAGGUGAAAUAGAAAAUAUAUACUUAAGUAAGAAGGUGUCCGAGAAGAACAUUAAAAGAAAUAAAGGGUAUGCGUUUAUUACUUUUAAAAAUGCUAAUGAUGCAACAUCUUCUUUAAUACUAAAUGAUUCUAUUAUAGAUGGUAGAAAUAUUCUAAUAUCUAAAUUUUUUGAAGAUAAUAAAAUUAAAAAAAAUGAAACUGAUCAAGCAAUAAUGCAAGUGGUUGGUAAGGAGAAUGAAAAAUUACAUGUAGACACAACUGAAGAACACAUACAAAAAAAAAAAAAUCCAUAUAUAUAUUAUAAAAAGGAAAUGGCUACUCAAGAAAAAAAAAAAAAAAAAAGAAUUAAUUUAAGUAAGUCCAUUAAUACUAAUGUACCAGUGGACAAAAGGACGGAUGAAACAACGGGUCCCAUGACAAACGAAGAUUUUAGAAAACUUUUUUUUAAAUAA